This is a messenger RNA of Penicilliopsis zonata CBS 506.65, 2919 nucleotides long. RefSeq lists its product as hypothetical. The coding region runs from base 1 to 2919 and encodes 972 amino acids. The transcript has 3 exons. Lineage: Eukaryota; Fungi; Ascomycota; Eurotiomycetes; Eurotiales; Aspergillaceae. The record is from RefSeq and is a predicted model, not a curated record. Gene Ontology annotation, cellular component: plasma membrane. Gene Ontology annotation, molecular function: calcium-activated cation channel activity.
AUGGCUCCUCGCCAGGAGGAGACUUCGGCCGACCAGUUUCUCAAACUCAUCCAGAAUCCUUUUUCAUCUUCGUUCCAGGUGAACGCUGUCUGGGCCUCGCUGGGCACCUCCAUCGGCAUUUCCGUCUCGCUCGCCAUCCUCUUCUCGCUCUUCCGCCCACGCCAUACCCUCGUCUACGCCCCCAAGGUCAAGCAUGCAGAUAACAGACACGCACCUCCCGUGGUGGGCAAGGGGAUCUUUGCAUGGGUCAAGCCCGUCCUGCACACGCACGAGGAUGAACUGGUCAACACCAUCGGCCUGGACGCCACGGUCUUUCUCCGCUUCACCACCAUGUGCCGCAACAUCCUCGUUAUCAUGAGCAUCAUCGGCUGUCUGGUCAUGAUCCCCGUCAACGUCACCCAGCAGAAUAGCAGCGAGGAGUCUAGCUCCAGCACCGUCUUCACCAAGAUGACCCCGUUGGAUGUCAAGUCCACCGCCAUCUGGAGUCAGGUCGCUUGUGCUUGGGCCUUUGAUCUCAUCAUCUCGUAUUUUCUCUGGUCAAACUACAAGGCUGUUCGUCGCUUGCGCAGGAGAUACUUUGAGAGUUCCGAAUAUCAACGCAGUCUGCAUGCAAGGACUUUGAUGAUCACGGAUAUUCCUCCCCCCGCUCGCUCCGAUGAAGGAUUGCUGCGCUUGACAGAUGAGGUCAAUCCUACAGCGGCGCUCCCCCGAGCCGCCAUCGGCCGGAACGUUAAGGAUCUGCCGGAUCUGAUCAAGGAACACGAUGAGACGGUGCGCGAGCUCGAGUCCGUUUUGGCACGGUACCUCAGGCGGCCGGACCGGCUGCCGGCCAAACGACCAACCCUGCGGCCACCGAGGAAAUACCGUGCUCAGUACAAGAGCGACAAGGUGGACGCCAUCGACUACCUGACGCUGCGGAUCAAAGUGCUGGAGGAAGAGGUCAAGCAUGUCCGGGCGUCGAUUGACCGACGCAACGCCAUGCCCUACGGCUUCGCCAGCUGGGAGAUGAUCGAGCACGCCCACGCGGUCGCCUUUGCGGCGCGCAAGAAACACCCGCAGGGCACGACAAUCCGUCUGGCGCCGCGCCCGAGCGAUCUGAUCUGGGAGAACCUGCCGUUGUCCAAGACGAACCGCCGGUGGAAGCGCUUCAUGAACCGCAUCUGGGUCACCCUGCUAACCGUCGUCUGGAUCGCCCCCAACGCCAUGAUCGCCAUCUUUCUGGCCAACCUUAGCAACCUGGGUCUCGUCUGGCCUGCUUUCCAGACCUCCCUCGACGCCAACCCGGUCAUCUGGGCCGCUGUGCAGGGUAUCGCCUCCCCCGCCGUCACGUCACUGGUCUACCUCGUGCUGCCCAUCAUCUUCCGUCGGCUGUCCAUGCAGGCUGGUGACGUGACCAAGACUUCGCGCGAGCGUCAUGUCCUGCACCACCUGUAUGCCUUCUUUGUCUUCAACAAUCUGAUUGUCUUCUCGCUCUUCUCCGCCGCGUGGACCUUCGUCGCCGCCGUCGUGUACUAUGAGAAGCACGACGACAACGUCUGGGAGGCCUUGCAAGACGGUCAUCUGUACACAAAACUCGUCAGCGCCCUCUGCCAGGCGUCCCCCUUCUGGGUGACAUGGCUCCUGCAGCGAAACCUCGGCGCGACCAUCGACCUGGUACAGAUGGUCAACAUGGUCAGGGUCUGGUUCGCGAAGACCUUCCUGGCGCCCACCCCGCGCCAGGCCAUUGAAUGGACCGCCCCGCCGGCCUUUGACUACGCCAGCUACUACAACUACUUCCUCUUCUACACCACCGUCGCCUUUAGCUUCGCCACCCUGCAGCCCAUCGUCCUGCCCGUCACCGCGCUGUACUUUGGCGUCGAUGCCGUGCUCAAGAAGUACCUGUUGCUCUACGUGUUUGUCACCAAGAACGAGUCCGGGGGCCGCUUCUGGCGCGUGCUCUUCAACCGCCUCAUCUUCGCCACCAUCUUCGCCAACUGCAUCAUUGCCCUCGUCGCCAAAGUCAACGGCUCCUGGACCAUGGUGUUUUGCGUCAUCCCACUGCCCUUCAUGAUGCUGCUCUUCAAGUUCUACUGCAUGCGCACCUUUGACACCGACAUCGAGUUCUACAACCGCAGCAACCUCAGCGACGCCGAGGCUCUCGGCGCCCCGGGUAAAUCGACCAGAAGGGCCGCCGACCGCCUGAGUUCGAAAUUCGGCCACCCGGCUCUGUACAAACCGCUCAUCACCCCGAUGGUACACGCCAAGGCCGCCGAUGCCCUGAAGCGCAUCUACAGCGGGCGCAUCGGCACCGCCGACACCCUGGCGCUAGGGGGGGAAUACUCGGACAUCGCGAUGGACCCCAUGUCUGCCGGCAAGCCGGGCAAGACCGAGGACCCAGUAGUUGCUGCUGCUGCUGCCGACGCCACGGCCCCCUUCGAGGUCGUACCGGAGAACCACCUGGACUUCUCCUACUACAAGAACCGCGCCGACUUCCGCGACGAGUUCGGCGGCGGCAUCUACGGCCGGCCCGAGGAUCUCAUGACCGAACGCUCACAUACCCCGCGCAGCUUCAUGGGCGAAUGGUCGCCCAGCUCUUCUCGCGCUUCCUCGCCCACCCCAUCAUUAUCCUCCCGGCAGCCAGAACCGGGGGGCUAUUAUGACCCGCUCGACGCGCGUGCCCAGGAGUUCGACCUGCGGACACAACAACAACAACAACAAAAUCAUCAUUCUGGUCCCUCAGGCACCGGGUCGGCCAUGUACCGACAAUCAUCAAACGGGAGCGAGACACAGUUACUCCGGCACCCGCAGGAGCUCUCGCAGACGCAGUCGCACAACUCCGACGUCCUUGCACCGCUGGACCGGUGGCGGACAGGCGGGUAUGGACCUGUCCAGCAGGAGGAGGAGUUUAUCUCUUACGAACAUUACAGGACGGCGCGGUAG